AUGGGUAAUUUAUCACCUGAGGAGAUACUGAAGCGGAUCGAAGGCGAUAGCAAAGGGAAAGUCAAGGGAAAUCAAAAGAAUGGAACAAAUGGGUCCAAGCACAUAGCCACCAAUCCAUAUCUUAUUAGGUCAAAGGAUAGGACGCUGUUGAGGUCAAUUUUGUGGCCUACUGAGUCUAUGAUGGCAAGCGAUCAUAAAUCGUUGUAUUCCUAUGAGGUAAUUGUUGUGAAAUCAUUGAUCGGAUACCCACCUACUAUUAGUGUCAGUAUUAAUACUACUACUACUACUACUACUACUACAACCGCUACUACUACUACUGCUACUACUACUACUACUACUGCUACUACUACUAAUACUACUACUGCUAUUACUACUACUGCUGCUGUUAUUACUACUGCUAGUUACUACUUUUCUGCUGUUAUGCAGUUAAUAGACCACUCAUCUGUUGUAGCAAACGGUUCUAAAAGUAUUGGCGCUCGUAAAAGGGGGGACAAAAAAGAUCGCCAAACAGAUAAGGUUACAAGACGCCCUGUCAUCAUCGAUAGAGAGGUAGUUGAACUCUCAGCCAAAAUGGAAGCACUGAAUAUGGAAAAAGCGAAAGCAGUUAUUGUGGCAGAAACUACAGUUGAAUCUAAGCAUGGAUCAUCGGUGAUGGAGACAGUAACAUCAGAGAUAGAAAUUGUAACGUCAUCAUCGCAAAGUAAUAAGGUUGAAGAAACGGGAAGUGGUGUUAUGACAGCAACGAAAGGCACGAUGGAUGAAGGUGUGGAUGAUGAAGAGCAGUAUUUGAGUGCCGACGAAGGAGCCAAUUCCAACUUCUCCGAUGACAUAAAAACUGAGUUGCAGUAUCAUACGGAUGAACAAUCUGGUGCUUCUGGCUCACGCGACUUCAUAAGUGAUGGCGCCAACUAUCGUGCUGAUGACGAAGAAAUAAAUCCUUUACCAGUGGCAACCGAAGAAUCCGAAUUUAUCCAGGUCACUACCAGGAGUAAAAAGAAAGGUGCUGUUGCUCUGGUUCAGCAUCAACUAGCUAUGGUACCAGGAAUGGAUAGGAAGAAUGUAUACUUCAAUAGUACGAUGGAUCGAGGUGCUAGAACAAAUAUAAGGCGCGAUGCAGAUAGAUUGCGGCGAAGUUCGAUACAACUGCCACCGGACAGCCGUAAAAAUCAGCCGUCUUCUCGUGGGAACACUUCUCCAUCACCGGUUGAUUGUGAGAGUGGUGGUGGAAAAGGUCAAACUACCAGUACUAAUGCUAGUGUUCAGCCACAGCAGCGACGGCAACAGCAUCAUCUUAAAUUUGCUACCUCAACAUCGACGAGCAAGAAAGUAAAGUAUGGAUUACCAUGUUCACUUCAGACAAGUCGCACAACAUCUCCUGAUCGUCGUGGCAGUCAACCAAUGACUUUAAAAUAUUCUGUUUGUCCUGGAAAUAAUGGCUCUUCACUGGCUGUUGCAUCUCUUUCGAAAAGUCUGUCAGAUACGAAACGCGAAAUACCGGAGCAACAAAUAGGCACUAUUGCUGUUGCUAAUACAAAAGCUCCAGCUCAACGAUCUUGGGCAGAUAUUGCUAAGCGACGAUUGUAUGAUAAUGCUGAAACACGUUCAAAUGAAGCACCUCAUGCAUCGUUGGAUCCUCGCUCAUCGGUCAAAGACCAACAUUCCGUUAGUGGAACUUCCAUUUCUGAUCAUGUGGAAGGUGCAAAAAAGCCAGAACAUGGUGAACAGAAGCGAACAUUAAGUGUGGAAGCGAUAAACAGCGAUCCAGCAGUGAAAGAUUAUUCUUUCUUUUUUGAUCCAAACGAACCAACUGGAACUGUGUCGAAAGAAACAGAACCGAAGACUUUCAAUACUGUGCCAGAGGAAAUUGACGGAGAUUCAAAGUCUUUCAAGCCUCGAUAUUCCGGAAUAGUGUUAAAUUUGGAUGGAGGUCGACAAGUUAUUCUUCCAGAAAGUGAUAUAAUAGCGGCAAGUCCGCCAACCAUAGUUGACGUAAGGCAGCGACCUGAAGUAUUAACAGCGAAUGAUAUGUGGAGAUAUUUUACGGAAGAUGAAACUGUAGUGGUGACAUAUAGGGAAUACAAAAGACAAAAAGAGAGGUCACAGCAACAAGACUGGACAUCAAAUGAACAAGAAAAAAAAGGAGAAAUAACAAAAGAGAAUGAAGGUUGGGAAGGAGAAUCGAAAUGA
Cercopithifilaria johnstoni is the source of this 2187-nucleotide messenger RNA. NCBI's taxonomy places the organism in Eukaryota, Metazoa, Nematoda, Chromadorea, Rhabditida, Onchocercidae. The record is from the annotation of a GenBank genome assembly.